AUGCACUUCUAUAAGCUUUCAGUCUUGGCUACGUUGUUAGUCAGAGUCUAUGCCCACGGCUAUGUAGAUAAUGUUACCGUUGCGGGAACGCUGUACACAGGCUACCAACCCUACACCGAUCCUUAUUAUAACCCCAUUCCAGAUCGAAUUAUUCGACCCGUGCAAGGCAACGGACCUAUCCAAGAUGUAACCUUGAUCGACCUUCAAUGCGGUGGCUACACAGCUGGUGGCAUCUCUGGAUCUUCUCCGGCAAACUUGACAGCCGGACCUGCUGCUGCCGGAAGUCAAGUCUCCUUGCGAUGGACACUUUGGCCGGAUAGCCAUUCAGGACCCGUCAUUACAUACAUGGCAAGGUGUGCGAACGAUGACUGUACAACAUAUUUGCCUGGUACAUCUGCCGUAUGGUUUAAGGUGGCAGAGGCCGGACGUACAGGUACUUCAGACGUUUGGGGUGAUAGCCCUCUCAUGGUCGCUGGUAAUUCCUACACAUACACCAUCCCCUCUUGUCUAGCAGCCGGUUCAUACAUUGUACGCCACGAAAUCAUUGCUCUCCAAACCGCCGGCGAAUAUCCUGGCGCACAGUUUUAUCCUUCCUGCCAUCAGAUAAAAAUCACGGGAAGCGGAACAAGCACUGGUCCAGCGUCGAAAGUUGCCUUUCCAGGUGCCUAUGCAGCGACUGACCCAGGAAUCACUUAUGAUAUGUACACGGCACAGACGUAUACGAUUCCUGGGCCUGCUGUUUUCACUUGCUGA
This is a messenger RNA of Lachnellula hyalina, 753 nucleotides long. It is a transcript of the gene Cel61a, whose product is annotated as Polysaccharide monooxygenase. NCBI's taxonomy places the organism in Eukaryota, Fungi, Ascomycota, Leotiomycetes, Helotiales, Lachnaceae. The record is from RefSeq and is a predicted model, not a curated record. The transcript is spliced from 3 exons. The coding region runs from base 1 to 753 and encodes 250 amino acids.